Pteronotus mesoamericanus is the source of this 2578-nucleotide messenger RNA. It is a transcript of the gene SUSD1, whose product is annotated as sushi domain containing 1. The record is from RefSeq and is a predicted model, not a curated record. Gene Ontology annotation, molecular function: protein binding; calcium ion binding. Lineage: Eukaryota; Metazoa; Chordata; Mammalia; Chiroptera; Mormoopidae.
UGAAGGGGAGAGUGAAUGAAGGAGCGUCUGCCGAGGCCGGGCGCGCUGGCCGGGCCCCGCCACCGCCCCGGGACCCCGCGGAGUCCUCCGCACACCAGCGCAGCGCCGGAAGCGGCCGGGUCGGCCCCCUCCCCGCGGCGCCCGCUGCCUUAUCUCGGCGCCUCGGGGCCCCAGCAGGAGACGCGGGCACCCCGGGAGGGACGCAGCGGCGGCGGCAUGGGCCCGCGGCCCCGGCGCGGGGGCCGCCCGCCUCGCCGCCUGCCUCGCCGCCUGCUACCGCUGCUGCUGCUGCUCGGCCUGGCCCGCGGCGCGACUGGAACGCACGGCGCCGUCGACAUCUGUGCCACUUGCCAUGAACAUGCCACCUGCAAGCAACAAGAAGGGAAGAAGAUGUGUAUUUGCAAGUAUGGAUUUGUGGGCAACGGGAGGACUCAGUGUAUUGAUAAAAACGAGUGCCAGCUUGGGGCCACUGUGGUCUGUGGGAACCACACGUCUUGCCACAACACGCUCGGCGGCUUUUAUUGCAUUUGCCUAGAAGGAUAUCGAGCCACAAACAACAACAAGACAUUCAUUCCCAACGACGGCACCUUUUGCACAGACAUAGAUGAGUGUGAGGUUUCCGGCCUGUGCAGGCAAGGAGGACGGUGUGUGAACACUCAUGGGAGCUUUGAAUGCUACUGUCUGGAUGGACACUUGCCAGAGAGCGGGCCCGAGCCUUUCCACCCGACCAGAGAUACCACGUCAUGCAAAGAAAUAGACUGUGGCACCCCUCCCGAGGUCCCAGAUGCCUAUAUCAUAGGCAAUUACACUUCCAGGCUUGGCAGCCAGGUUCAUUAUGCUUGCAAAGAAGGGUUUUUCAGUGGCCCAGAAGAUACUGUUUCAAGCUGCACUGCCUUGGGCACAUGGGAGUCCCCAAAAUUAAAUUGCCAAGAGAUCCGCUGUGGCCGCCCUCCGGGAGGGCAGCACGUUCCUGGUGGGGGCCACGGCUGCAGCCGGGAUGGCCUGGCUCGCUGUGUCUGCCAAGAGGUUGAGAGUCCUGGAGGAAAGGUCACUUGUGUAUGCACAGAGAAAGGCACCUGGAGAGAAAGUACUCGGACACGCACAGAAAUCAUUACAGAAAUUAAUGCUCUGUCAGUGUUUAAUAACACCUGUGUGAGGUGGCAAAUAAACCCAGGAAGAAUAGACUCCGAGAUCGUGUAUGUGAUACACAUACAAGGACACCGGGCGGACCCUAUGGAAUCAGUUCACGAGGAGACAGUCAACCUGACCACAGACAGCAGGACUCCAGCAGUGUGCCUAGACCUGCACCAAGGCACCAACUACACCGUGAGCGUUUCCACUGCCCCUCCCAGACGCUCUGUGCCAGCCCUCAUUGGGUUGCAGACAGCAGAAGAUGAUCUCUUAGAAGAUGAUGGAAUUUUCAAUAUCUCAAUAUUUAAUGAAGCUUGUUUGAAAUUGAACAGGCAUUCUAGGAAAGUUGGAUCAGAACAAAUAUACCAAGUUAAAAUUCUGGGCCGAAGGGGGUAUCUGCAUGAUUUUUAUCACGCCACAUCAUUGAAUUUCACAACCGGGGAACAAGCUUUGGAAGUGUGUUUAGACCUGUACCCGGCAACGGAUUACACGGUGAAUGUCACCCUGCUGGGGUCUCCUGAGCCACACUCGGUGCAAGUAGUGAUAACCACCGCACCGGCAGUUAAACAGACCAUCAGUAACAUUUCAAUAUUUAAUGAAACCUGCUUGAGAUGGAGAAAUAUGAAGAUAGCUGGUAUACAGGAAAUGUAUUUACUCCACAUUCAGGGUCAGAGAUGGUAUCAGAAGGAAUUUGCUCAUGAAAUCAUCUUUAAUAUCACUACCAGCAGCCAGGCUCCUGUUACGUGUUUGGACCUGCGUCCGGGUACCAACUACAGUGUCAGCCUUCAGGCGUGGUCUUCUGCACGUCCCGUGGCCAUCUCUCUGACAACCCAGAUAACAGAGCCUCCCCUUCCAGAAGUAGAUUUUUUCACAGUACACGGAGGGCCUCUCCCACGCCUGAAACUGAGGAAAGCCAAGGAGAUCAAUGGGCCUAUCAGUUCCUAUCAGGUGUUAGUGGUUCCCCUGGCUGUCCAAAGCACAUUUUCCUGUGAUUCUCAAGGGGCUGCCUCGUUCUUUAGCAAUGCUUCUGAUGCCAGUGGAUACGUGGCUGCGGAACUUCUGGCCAGAGCUGUUCCAGAUGAGGCCACGGAGAUAUCUGUUGGAGACAGGCUGUAUUAUGGGAAAUAUUAUAAUGCACCCUUGAAAAUAGGGAAUGAUUAUUGCAUUAUAUUACGAAUCACAAGCGAAUGGAAUAAGGUGAGAAGAUGCUCCUGUGCAGUUUGGGCUCUGGUGAAAGAUUCGUCGUUCACGCUGCAGCAGGUGGUAGGCGUUGGGCUGGGCUCCCUGGCUGUUGUGAUUGUCCUCGCGUUCCUCUCCUUCUUAGCAGUGUGAUUGCAAGUGGGUGCUACGUGUGACGGAUGCACUGCUGCUGGGGCAGAUGGUAUGAAAGCUUCUCAGGUGCCUGCAGAGAGCACCUUCCAUCCAUGUGUGUGGGGGAGGCUUGCAG